AUGAUGAUGCAAGAAAAAUUACUUGUUGAACAACAAAAUAUUUGUUUCGAAAAUAUGCUUGCUAGUCGUGUUAAACUUGAUCGAGAUUGUAAUAUACUUGGUGAAGUUAUUUUACUUGAAUAUGCUGAAUUAAAUAUAUUAAUUAAUCGUUUACUUUAUCCAGAAAAAGUUACAACUGAAUCAAGAGUUUCAAUUAAAUUUCAAUUAGUAAAAGAUGAUCAUUCAUGUCUUAUGGGAAUUUUAAUGGAAAAUAUUCAUGACCAAAUACCUGAAGAUUUUCAAAAUGAACAAUAUCGUUAUAGACAAGAAGCACAAGAAAAAGAAAAAUUAAGAGCUGCUAUUAUUAAGAAACAAAUAGAUUUUACUGAAGUAUUACCAACAUUUAAACUUCAAGCCGAAAUCAAAAAAUUGGCAUUGACACUUUAUUUUGGAGAAUCCGACUUGGCUACUACAACUACUCAAAAUAUUGAUAUAGAGGUUGAAACUCGAAUAGAUAUUAGUGUGAAAAAUCCUGGAAUCAUUUUACUUGAAGGUCAACAUAGUUCAAAUUCAAAUUGUCUUGUAUUUGACUUAGCUUUACAAUUACGUAUGAUUAAUAUUAAUAAUAAUACACAAUUAUACAUCUUGUUAAAAAAUUUAACAGUUUAUAGUUCAAAUUUUGCUAACUUAAAAGAUUCAAAUAAUUCUCGAUCAAAAAUUAAAUAUCGUAUUUUACAACCAACUAAAACUGAUAUAUAUUUAAUGAUGAAUAAUGAACAACAAAAAAUGGAUGUACAAAUAUCGAAUAUUAUUGUUAAUAUUGCGCCAACUACCAUUCAAACUAUUAUUGGUGUUAUAAGUUCAUUAGGAACAUUACAAUUAAUUCUAACAUUGAAAACAAUUGAAGUUAAACUUGAAGUUGGAUUAGGUUCAGUAACAAAAGCUGUUGUAACUCUAUGUUUAUCAAAUUUAACUACUGAUAUAAGUCUUGUAUCAACAAUAAAUAUUGAAGUAGUAUUAUUCAAUGAAAAUAUACUUAGUUGGGAAUCGCUUAUUAAACCAGCAAUUACUUUUGAAAGUGCACAUAAUCCACCAUGGUGUAUUACAUGCUCAACUUUACCCUUUGCUACUGAUUCAUCAUUACAAUCAAUUACUCUUCAAACACAUGAAUCGAUUCCAUUAAAUAGAUCUAAUAUACAUCAAACAGUUGGAAGAUUUUCAAUAAUUGAUGAACAAAAUUUUAAACGACGACAAAAAUUUUCUGUUAAAAUAAAUAAUUAA
Messenger RNA from Rotaria sp. Silwood1, 1260 nucleotides. Lineage: Eukaryota; Metazoa; Rotifera; Eurotatoria; Philodinida; Philodinidae. The record is from the annotation of a GenBank genome assembly.